Messenger RNA from Lodderomyces margitis, 5793 nucleotides. RefSeq names its product Mlp1p (gene MLP1). The transcript has a single exon. The record is from RefSeq and is a predicted model, not a curated record. Gene Ontology annotation, molecular function: structural constituent of nuclear pore. Lineage: Eukaryota; Fungi; Ascomycota; Pichiomycetes; Serinales; Debaryomycetaceae. The coding region runs from base 1 to 5793 and encodes 1930 amino acids. Gene Ontology annotation, cellular component: nuclear pore. Gene Ontology annotation, biological process: mRNA export from nucleus; protein import into nucleus.
AUGGGUGGUGAUAAUUCAUCAAUUGACAGCCAACAGGGUCUAGACUCGGAACAGGAUAAAGCUAAAGCUUCUCAUGAUCUUUCGGCAAACAACACCAAUAGCAAUGAAAUUCAAGAAAGUUCUGGACAACCUCAAGCAACAAACGAAUCAUUACAACAAUCAUCACCUAAUAGCGGAGAUCAACCAGAUGCAAGUCUCAAAAGACAAGAGACUGAUGAGAACAAAUUAAUAUUAAACAAAGCUGAAGAUGAUUAUGCAGCAAAGGUUGAUGCGACUGCUGACGAGCUGAUUCACGAGGAUCCUCACACCUCGUUCCUACAACCAUCAGCCUCAGAUAAACAGCAGUAUACAACACCGUCAAAGUCCUUACCUCCGCUUAAAGAUCAAGAGCCCAUUGUGACCCCAAAAUUGUUUGAUGUGGCGCCCGAUAAUGAUGAUCAUCGGGCACUUUACAAUUCGACUCAAGAGGUGGCAAGUUCACCAAUUAGAAAUGAUAUUUUGCUGCAUACUCAGGACCAGGAUAGACUUGAAGGAGAUACAAAAGCUAUUUUAAGUAUAUUCUUGUCCAUUGACAAGGACACUUUGAAAGCAAUCAACGAUCAGCAUGUAAUAAGAGCGCUUCUAACAAAAGCUCGCGAGUUUGAAAGAUUACAAAGCCAGAACAAUCAAUUUAGAUCAAAACUAGAGGAGACAUUUACGAAUAGUAGAAGCACAAUCAAUUCCCUUCAACAAAGGUACUCGGAAGCUGACAACUCGUUACUUGCAUUGCGUGACGAGAAUGCAGAAUUAGCUUCAAAGAGCAAAAAACAAGAAGUCAAAGUCAGAGAGUUGGAGCUUUCUAACCAACAAAUGGUAGUACAAGUUAAUGAGUACCAGAGACUUAGUUCCGAAAAAGCGUCAGAGUUGAAGGAAUUAAACGAGAAGCAAAGUUACCAAGAGAUCAAACACAUGGAAAAACUCGAGGAAUUAUCAUCGGCAAAUGUAGCUCAAAGCAAGAAACUAAAUCAAAUAACAAUGGAGUACAACAGGUCGGAAAACGAGAAGUUUGCCAUUAGUUUGCAAUUGACAAAGGCCCAAAACGAGGCCAAUUACUUGAAAGACCAAAAAUUAUGGUACGAGGAACAAUUAAAGUCUGCGCAACUGAAAUACACCGAUUUGUUACAGAAGUACGAGACAGAGCAACUACAAACUGACUCCAAAGUGAAUCGAUUAACAGUAAAGUCAGAAAACCUCGACCAGUUAGUUAAGAGACAUGAGAAAACCAUUGCCGAUCUUGAGGCAUCAUUGAAAUCGGAGUCGAGCAAAAAGUCUGCUACCGAGUCGAAGCUUAGGUCUGUUGAAUCACGCAUUAUAGAGGAAUCCAAUGCCAAUCAAGAUUUGUUGGAAUUGACUAAACUCCAAAGUGACCAACGCGCAGCUCGGAUCGAGCAAUUAGAAGCGUAUUCCGAGGAACUUAAAAGCAGAACGGAUGAAAAUAUAUCAAAGCUUAGGUCAACCAUAUCCUUACAAGAGCAAACAAUUGCUGAAUUGGAAGAAAAACUUGAAAGAAUGGAAUCGGCGUUGAGUGAAGAAUUUGGCGACAAGAAACUAUUACUAGAUUCGGAUGCCAGCACCGACGUAUCAAGAAUUUCAUUGCCCACUUUAUUUUCCGAAUACAACCAUGUGAAGAAACAACUCACUGUCGAAAGAAUACAAAGAGAGAAAUUGGAGAAGGAGUUGGAGAGUUUUGUCAUUGAGCUCGACGCUAGAAAGCCUGCUAUUGCCAACUACAAGGACCAGAUUCAAUUUUAUGAAUCAUUGGUAUCCGAGUUAAAUGAUAAAAUUGAGAGUAUCCAUGCGGAAAAUACAUCACUUGAGAAGGCUUGUAAAAAGCUAAGAUCAAAUGGUGUUGAUUAUGAGAACGAGAUAUCCACUUUGAAACAGGUUGUAAAAGAUUUGGGAAGGCAGAUAUGCUACCUCCUCAUACACUCACAUAUUAGAGACAACAACGACGACCCCCUUGCUCUUGGUGAGCGCAGCAAGAUUGAGAAAAUUUUAGACCGUACAGGCAAUUUUGAUGACUCGCUCGAGUCAGACGCUGACAAGGUAGUAUCAGAAAGGUUGUUAACUUUCAGAGACAUUAUUGAGCUUCGACAAAAAAACCAAGAUUUGGUCACUUCAGUAAGGCAGUUGACAAAGAAGUUGGAAAGCUCAGAGGAGGAUAGUAAUAGCGCAAAAGCUGUGGAGGAGGCUCAAGAGGCGAUAAUGACUUUGGAUAGUGAGUUGGAGAGCGUUAAUGCACAACUUCAAGCCGCUACUAGAGAACGAGACGCCCUUCGAAAACUCAAUAACAAAAUGGCAGACGGAGUGGCUGGAACCAACAAUUCCGUGCCUGACUUGGAGCUAAAUAGAAAGAUUGAGGAGUAUGAGUCUGUAAUCAAGAAAAUGAAGCAUGAGUCUUCAGAGACAAUAAACAAGGUCAGAGAGGAGUUGAAGAAGGCGCUAGAGAGCAACAAUGAACUCGCGAUACAACUUUCUGUUGCAAACAAAUCAAUCGAGUUGACAGAAAUGAAGUUGUCCACUACUCAGAAAUCUAUUGAUUUGGCAAUCGCUGAGAAAAAUCAAGUGAAAUCAGAGAUGGAGUUUUGGAAUAAACAAGCACAAAAAUUGGAAGAUCAAGUGGGACAAAAAUCGCAAGAUCUUCGCGAUUUGCAAUCAAGGGUGGAGCAGAAUAAUACAUCAUUGGUCACUUUACAGCACGAAAAGGAUUUUGCAAAUCGAAUGCAGUUGUCGCUUAAUAAUGAGCUCUCAUCAUUGAGGGACGACAAGGUUAAGUUGAAUGAAUUAGUGGUGAAUUUACAAUCGAUGUUAAGAGAACGUGACGAAUCUAUCAAAGAGAUUACAGCCAAGUUUAAUGAUUCUACCGAGGCGUCGCAGAACUUACAAAGAAAGCUCAAUGAAAGAGAGGAAAGGCUCCAGAUAUUGUCUCAUCAAUCGGAAAAGACAUUUAAAGCACAAAAUAGCAAGUUGGAACAGAUAAAUGACUUAAGCUUGCAGUUGCUACAUUUGAAGAAUGAAGCUUCAGAGAAAGAUAAGCGUAUAGUGGACUUGAGUGCUAGGUUAAAGGAUGCAACGCUCAAUGCAUAUAGUAAACCAGAAGUUAAACAAUUGCAAGAUGAUUUGAGAACUACAGGAGAUCGCCUCGUGGAAUUAACAAAGUUGGUGAAUGAUAAGGAAGCAUCCAUAGCUGAAAAGACGAAAUUAUUAAAUGAAGAAAAAGCUUCAUGGGAGACAAAAUACAACGAAAUUGUGAAGGAAAUGAAAAAUGCAGAAGAGGAAAUUGCAAAAUUAAAAGAAAAAAAUGACGUCAAAGCCAAAGAGUUGGAAGAAGCAAGAGGAAAAUUUGUGGCUGAUUUUAAUGCGUUACAAGAGAAAUUUGCAGAGGUUGAAACUAAAGCGGAAAAAUUUGAUAGUUUGGACAAGAUUUAUGAAGAUAGACUUAAUGAUGCGAAUGAAAAGCUCGAGAAGGAAAAGAAGACGGUUAUUGAUUUGCAAAAUAAAGCUGACGUUCAGGCUGAAAACAAUUCAGCAUUGGUUGAGGAAAUUCAAAGCAUAAAGGAGACAGUAUCAGACAACAAUUACACCAUAGCACAACUAAGAAAGGAAAAGGAUGUAAUUAACAAGAAACUACAAGAUCUAGAAGGAGAACUAAGUGUGAGCAGGUUGGAGUUGGAGAAUGAAAAGAAUAAUUCAAAGACAAAGCAUGCCGAGUUGGAGGAUCAAAAUAGACUUUUGCUUGAUCGUUUAGAAUUGGGUGGUGUAUCAGAAAAUAACGAAGAUAGUGGAUCAAAUGAUGUCAAACAGAUUAUCGAGUAUCUUCGUCGUGAAAAGGAGGGAAGUGAUGCUAAGUUGGCCACCGUCGAAGAAGAAAAUUCCAGCCUCAGGGUUAAAUUGGAGAGUUUGCAAAAUGAGAUUUCAACCCUUCAGUCACUCAAGAAUAAUUCCAGUGUGUUGGAUAUGAACAACAAUGAGAAAGAGCAGAGUCAACUUUCAAGCCAAUUGCUGCAAAUCAAUCAGUUAAUGGAGAAUACCAACAACCUAAAAUACGAAAUUAAGAGGAAGGAUACUGAGCUUGCACAUUUGAGAUCUGAGUUUGCUAGGAUCAAAUCUGAGUUAGACAAUGCUAAACAAAACUCGCAAACGCAAAUAACAGAAACAGGAAUUAACCAACAAAAAUUGCGCUUGCUCGAGGAAGAGAAUGCACGCCUCAAGACGAUAUCAUCGAAUGUAGCUCCUAAAGUGGAGGAGUCCAAGGGUCCACCGCCAGAAAUCAUCAGAAUGCAAGAGCAAAUGGAUAAAUUGAAAAACAAAGCUAAUGACAGGAUUAAGACAUUGAAGCAGGAACAUGCUGCCAGAGAAAAAGAAAUCAAUGACACCAAGGACUCGGAGUUGAAACAGUUGAAGGAGAAAAUAGAAUCGUUGCUGGGCAAUCAAUCUUCCUCUGGUUCUCCAGAUGGAAAAUUACAACAGAAGGUUGAGGAGUUGAAUAAGCAGCUUAACGCCAUAAAGGAGGAAAAUAAUGGAUUGAUACGUGAAAAGAAUGAAUUGGUUAAGAAGUUGUUCACUUUGGAAGCCACUUUCAAGACUCAAUUUAACAAAGAGAAGGAGGAGUUGCGCAAGUCACUGGAAUCUUCAAACACGAACGGAUCAACAGAUGCUACGAAAGCCAAGUACGAGCAACUCCAGCAACUUUUAGAAAAAACCAAGAGCGAGGUUCAACAGAAGAUUGAUGAGGAAAAGGCAAAGACAGCACAAGAGGUUGAGAGGAAGUUUGAGUUCAAGAUGAAAAUGUUGACGAGAAAAGUUGAAAAGUUUGAGUCAGAGUCACAAGCAAAGAAGCAAUCACAAGCAUCGAGUUCAGUGAAGCCUGCACCUCAGUCUGUAUCACAACUGGUGACUCAACCGGCAUCGCAAGCAGUGACAGCAGCGACACAAGUGGCAGCGGCAGCAGCACAACCACAAGUGAGAGGCUUCCUGAAAAGUACGGCUUUCGGUCAACCUGUUAAGACUCCACAGCCACAAGGAGCAAAACAGGCUCAGCCACAAGCAUUUUUCCAGACGCAGUUACGUCAAGCGUCUGCACAGCAACCAACUCAUCAAUCUGUAUCCCCACAAACUAGUUCGUCAGUGGCAGUAAGUGCCACAACGCAGCCAUUGACAACCACCCCAACAGUUCAGCCUAGUGUACAAAGAUUGCAACCGGUUAACACGAGUGUUGCAUCAGGUAAACUGGAACCAACAGAAAAACCAAAGAUUGCCACUGAAACGAAAAGCACAAAACCGGUUGUUCCUGUUACAGAAGUGAGUAAAAGCACACCAGCUCAAACGGCAACCCAAGCACCAGUUGCCGCACCAUCUCAAGUGCUAGCUCAAAAGGUCCCAUCGAAGGAUACCUCUAGCUUGCCUGAAUCGACCCCAUCAGUGGUAAAGUCACAACCUGCUUUGCAAGCCACUCCCCAAACUUUCGGGGCACAACCGCAAGUGACAUCACCACAAUUACUGAGCAGCACCCCCACUACACAACUGGCAACAACCACACCGGUAGUAAAGCCUGCUCCUAAAAAGGUAUCAGUUGUCUCCUCCAUCGCUCCUGGUAAAGAAUCUACAUUGGCUGUCAAACGGCCUGCAAUAGCAAGAACUGAGCCAAGAAAUCCUAAGACGCCUGAAGAGCUAAAAAGUGUUUCUCCAAGCAAUGAGCGCAAGAGAUCUUUUCAAGAUGAAAGACCAAAAGUGAAAAAGACGAGACAGGAGUAA